Trichechus manatus latirostris (Florida manatee) is the source of this 1782-nucleotide messenger RNA. It is a transcript of the gene SLC35C1, whose product is annotated as solute carrier family 35 member C1. The record is from RefSeq and is a predicted model, not a curated record. Gene Ontology annotation, cellular component: Golgi apparatus. Gene Ontology annotation, molecular function: antiporter activity; GDP-fucose transmembrane transporter activity. Bases 12 to 1106 code for a protein of 364 amino acids. Gene Ontology annotation, biological process: GDP-fucose import into Golgi lumen; protein O-linked glycosylation via fucose. Lineage: Eukaryota; Metazoa; Chordata; Mammalia; Sirenia; Trichechidae. The transcript is spliced from 2 exons.
CCUCCGCUACCAUGAACAGGGCGCCUCUGAAGCGGUCCCGGAUCCUGCACAUGGCACUGAUGGCGGCCUCCGACCCCUCCGGAGAGGCCCAGGCCAGCGAGGAGAAGCCCUUCCUACUACGGGCAUUGCAGAUCGCACUGGUGGUCUCUCUGUACUGGGUAACUUCCAUCUCCAUGGUGUUCCUUAACAAAUACCUGCUGGACAGCCCCUCCCUGCAGCUGGACACCCCCAUCUUCGUCACUUUCUACCAGUGCCUGGUCACCACGCUGCUGUGCAAGGGCCUCAGCACACUGGCCGCCUGCUGCCCCGGCUAUGUGGACUUCCCCACUCUGCACCUGGACCUGAGGGUGGCCCGCAGUAUCCUGCCCCUGUCCGUGGUCUUCGUCGGCAUGAUCACCUUCAACAACCUCUGCCUCAAGUAUGUCGGGGUGGCCUUCUACAAUGUGGGCCGCUCGCUCACCACCGUGUUCAACGUGCUGCUCUCCUACCUGCUGCUCAAGCAGACUACCUCCUUCUAUGCCCUGCUCACCUGCGGCAUCAUCAUCGGUGGCUUCUGGCUUGGCGUGGACCAGGAGGGGGCAGAGGGAACCCUGUCUUGGGUGGGCACCCUGUUUGGUGUGCUGGCCAGCCUCUGCGUCUCACUCAACGCCAUCUACACCAAGAAGGUGCUUCCGGUGGUGGACGGCAGCAUCUGGCGCCUGACCUUCUACAACAACGCCAAUGCCUGUGUCCUCUUCCUGCCCCUGCUCCUGCUGCUGGGGGAGCUGCAGGCCCUCCGAAGCUUCACCCAUCUGGGCAGUGCCCACUUCUGGGGUAUGAUGACGCUGGGCGGCCUAUUCGGCUUCGCCAUCGGCUAUGUGACAGGAGUGCAGAUCAAGUUCACCAGCCCCCUGACCCACAAUGUGUCAGGCACGGCCAAGGCUUGUGCCCAGACUGUGCUGGCCGUCCUCUACUACGAGGAGACCAAGAGCUUACUCUGGUGGACAAGCAACAUGAUGGUGCUGGGUGGCUCCUCUGCCUACACCUGGGUCAGGGGCUGGGAGAUGAAGAAGGUUCAGGAGGAGCCCAGCCCCAAGGAGGACGAGAAGAGCCUCCUGGGGGUAUGAGUUCCUCCCAGGGCCCUGGGUUGGUCCACCCCCGGAGAACACUCAGGGUGGGGCCGGGCAGUAAUGAAGGCUGCCCCUCUGAGCCCAGAAUGGGUGGCGGGAAGGGAAUAUUGCAUACAGACCUGAUCAGAAGAUGGAGGUUGAAAAGGAACCAGCGCUUUCAAGUAAUGACAGAAGUUGCCAAAUCUCUCUACCCCCUUUACUGUUGCUGGGUUUUUGUCCUCCCCUAGGGAGAAGGGCCCCCAUGGGAAUAGCCAGUUGGGUUGUCUGGAAGAGCACUAGCUCUUGGGGCGGGGGAGAGGAUACCACCCCUCCCUGCCACCUUCCCAGGGCCUGUCUACCUCCACACCCUCUCUGGGUUGAGGACGGGCUGCAAGCUUUAAGGAACAGUUUUGGUGAAGCCAUUAAGUCCUCACUUACACUCAGGGGAGCUGGGGGUGUGGUCCCACCACAGGCCAACUGAAGGGGAUUAGGAAAUCUCACACUUUCAGGCCCUGAGCAGGCAGCAGGGCCUCAGCCCUACAAACCAGCCUGCCUUCCUAGGAAUUGGUGGGCUGGGCCUGAGGGAGGGAAGGGGCAGGUAUUCCCUCUUCUCUGCCCUGAGACUAGCUGGCCAUGUGGAAGGAGGUGAAGGGUCAGUUGUCCCCAUGAUUGGCCCUGGUACCCCCAGGGGCUG